This is a messenger RNA of Folsomia candida, 2011 nucleotides long. RefSeq names its product chitinase-3-like protein 1. Gene Ontology annotation, cellular component: extracellular region. Bases 379 to 1893 code for a protein of 504 amino acids. Gene Ontology annotation, biological process: carbohydrate metabolic process; chitin catabolic process. The record is from RefSeq and is a predicted model, not a curated record. The transcript has 16 exons. Gene Ontology annotation, molecular function: chitinase activity; chitin binding. NCBI's taxonomy places the organism in Eukaryota, Metazoa, Arthropoda, Collembola, Entomobryomorpha, Isotomidae.
UAAUCUGGUACUGUCGUUAACCCAACCUCCCACCACUCUUUGUUCAAUACUUAAUACAUUUAUUACAUAAGGAUUAGCCUACUGGAAUUAAAAUCACUGUGAAAAACUUGAAACUCGGACUGUUAUAUAAGUAGAUCUUCAGGCUCUACAUAAUCUCUCGGUAAACUUUGCACAGAUUGCAUGCAUAGACAAGUUGAUACUGUUUGAAGCAAUAAAUGUCAUCGCCUUAGUUCAUUCGACCUCAGUAGACUCCUGUCCCUUGGGCUGAUUAAGUAGUUACGCUUCAAACUGUGUCGUUUGCUGGUGGAAAGCAAGUGGCGUUUGAUCGAGCAUCAGUGAAAGUGAAAUUGAAGUGACGGUGGGUCGAGAGGCAGGAAGAUGCAGGAGUUGAGAGGAUUUGUGGCAUGGAUUGUGGUGAUUUUCACCACUUUCACCGCAUUUACGACGCACGCUAGUCCCACCAGUCUCCAGUCCAGUAAUACGAAGUACAUGGUAUGCUACUACGGAAGCUGGGCAGUAUAUCGACCUGGUCGUGGAAAAUUUGACGUCGAGAAUAUUGACCCUCAAAUUUGCACCCAUUUGAUCUACGGAUUUGUUGGGUUGUCCCCCUCAAAUGAAAUCUUGGUCCUGGAUCCGUACAACGACGAGGAAGAGAAUUGGGGCAGAGGAGCAAUGAAACGGUUCGUGAACCUCAAGUCUCAAAACCCAGGCCUCAAAGCCCUUGUCGCGAUUGGAGGAUGGAACGAAGGAUCAGAAAAAUACUCCAAGAUGGCCAUGGACCCUGCAAAACGACGCACUUUCAUCAAUAGCGUAAUUCCCUUUUUGCAAAAGCAUGGUUUCGAUGGAUUGGACUUGGAUUGGGAAUAUCCAGCAAACAGAGAAGGCUCGCAUCCGGAUGAUAAGCAAAACUUUGUGCAUUUGGUGCGAGAAUUGCGACAGGAAUUUGACAAGUAUGGUUAUCUCUUAACUGCUGCUGUAUCGGCCGGAGAAUUUACAAUCCGCACAGCUUAUGACAUCCCAGCCUUGGCAAGGGAUUUCGAUUUCAUCAACAUCAUGGCCUACGAUAUGCACGGGGCCUGGGAAACAUUUACCGGUCACCACGCCCCUUUGAAAGCUAAUCCUAACAUUGAUUUCGAGGACAACCUUCUGCUUAACUUGAGGCAUGCAGUAAACUUUUGGAUGGAACAAGGAGCCCCAGCAAAUAAGCUGGUCCUUGGAAUGGGUACUUAUGGUCGUGGGUUCACAUUGGAUAAUUCAGCAGUAAAUGGACUCUACGCACCAGCCAGCAAUCCAAUCACAGCCGGACCCUACACGAGAGAAGCCGGGACCUGGGGCUUUAAUGAGAUUUGUGAGCGAUUCGUUGCGGAACCUGGUCAGUGGACGGUAGUUCAAGACCUCUACUACGAAGCACCAUACGCAUACAAGGACCGUAACUGGGUUGGAUAUGAUAAUGUAGACAGCAUGAAAAGAAAGGCGGAAUUUGCCUUAGAGCUGGGCUUGGCUGGAGGUAUGGUCUGGAGUUUGGAGACGGACGAUUUUACUGGACACUGUUAUGGCGAACCCUUCAUUCUUAUCAAGACCAUUGCCCGCACACUUAAUGGAGGAGUCAUCCCAACUCCACCACCACCCCCACCAACAACAACUACCACUCCUGAUCCAAAUGCAUCCACGACCACAACCACCACACCAGCCCCGCCCCCACCCGAUGGUGUUUGCAGGUUUGAAGGAUUCAACCGUGAUCCUGAAGCUGGACCUUGUGCCACUACGUUCUACUGGUGCUUAAGCAAUGGGAGUGGUGGAUGGACGAUUUAUCCAAGAACCUGCGCCCCAGGAACCGCCUUCCAUGAGGACAUCCAAGCUUGCACACAUCCAGAACUUGUUCCCGGAUGUUAGAAAGAAUAAUGUGAACGUUCAUUACUUAUCCAAAUGUAAAUUCUGCCUCUUAUCUAUCAUCUACUUCUUUUUGUUGCAAUUAUAUAAUGUAAUAAAUCUUGAUUAUAUAGCAUUCUAA